ACAAGUGAACUACGGCCGACGAAGGACCGAGCGAGUUCUCGGUUUGUUGUUUUUUUUCCAUUCCGCUUCAUCGUCUCUUUUAUCGACGGCGGUAGGAGGCGAUGCCAGGCGAUCCUCCUUGUUGAUCAUCUUCCAGCGCCGGGUUGCUCUCUUCUCGCCUUUUGCUUCCAUAGUUUACGGCGUUAGGGUUCUAUCAAGUACCUGGAGGGAAAACUCCGGAUCCGAUGGGGCUCCUUGUGGGUCUUUUCAUCCUAGCGCUCCUGGUUGCUCCGCAAUCGCUCGCGGUGGAUGGUGCCUCCUCCAACAGAACCAACAAAUUCCGCGACCGCAAAGCAACUGACGAUAUGACUGGAUAUCCCCAUCUAGAUGAAGAUGCGUUGCUGAAUACCAAAUGUCCCAAGCAUAUAGAGCUGAGAUGGCAAACUGAGGUUAGCUCCAGUAUAUAUGCAACUCCACUAAUUGCUGAUAUCAACAGUGAUGGCAAGCUAGAGAUAGUGGUACCAUCAUUUGUCCAUUACCUUGAAGUACUUGAAGGUCCUGAUGGUGAUAAAAUGCCAGGAUGGCCUGCUUUCCACCAAUCAACAGUCCAUUCUAGCCCUCUCUUAUAUGAUAUAGACAAGGAUGGUACACGAGAAAUAGCGUUAGCUACCUACAAUGGAGUUGUGAAUUUUUUCAGGGUUUCUGGCUAUCUGAUGAUGGAUAAAUUAGAAGUACCUCGUAGAAAAGUUCAUAAAAACUGGUAUGUUGGCUUGGAUCCAGACCCAGUGGAUCGUUCACAUCCGGAUGUUCAUGAUGAUUUAAUUGCCCAGGAGAACUCUGCUAUGAAUUCAGUAUCUCAUAUAAAUGGGAGUAUGAAUGGGUUGAAUAAUUCUGAUUCUCCAAACAUUGUGAAUAACCCCUCAAUGAAUACAUCUAAGCUAGAGGACAAAGAAAAGAAUGGAUUGUCAAGCAAUCUUAAUGACACAGUCACACAGAAUGUUUCAUUGGGAAAUGUUAUGGAGGACAAUCAAACACGAAUUCAAAGAAGGCUUCUUGAAGAAACUGAUAAUAAAAGCUCUCAAGAUGAACAUUCUGAAGAUGACAAUACUGGAAUGCAAGGAGCAACUGUGGAAAAUGAUCAAGAACUGGAAGAAGAAGCUGAUUCAUCUUUUGAUUUACUUAGAGAUACAAAUGAGUUAGCUGAUGAAUAUAAUUAUGACUAUGAUGACUAUGUUGAUGAGUCAAUGUGGGGGGAUGAAAAUUGGACAGAAGAGAAUCAUCAGAAAGCAGAAGAUUUUGUAAGCAUAGAUUCUCACAUACUUUGCACUCCAGUAAUUGCUGACAUAGAUAAUGAUGGUACUCAAGAAAUGGUAGUGGCUGUUUCAUACUUCUUUGACCGCGAGUAUUAUGAAAAUCCGGAACAUUCAGCAGAGUUAGGGGGAAUCAACAUUGAAAAGUAUGUAGCCAGUGGGAUUGUAGUGUUUAACCUUGAUACAAAGCAAGUCAAAUGGAAUGCAGAUCUUGAUUUAAGUGUUGAUUCGGGAAAUUUCCGUGCCUAUGUUUAUUCUUCUCCCACUGUGGUUGACUUGGAUGGUGAUGGAACAUUGGAUAUUCUUGUUGGCACUUCCUAUGGCUUGUUUUAUAUUUUGGAUCAUCAUGGCAAAGUGAGAAACAAAUUUCCUCUCGAAAUGGCUGAGAUUCAAGCACCAGUUGUGGCAGCUGAUAUUAAUGAUGAUGGCAAAAUUGAAAUAGUGACCGUUGAUGCUCAUGGAAAUGUUGCAGCAUGGACUGCACAGGGAGAAGAAAUUUGGGAAGUGCAUCUUAAAAGCCUAAUUCCACAGAGUCCAACUAUUGGUGAUGUUGAUGGAGAUGGUCGCACUGAUGUAGUGAUCCCAACAGCAUCAGGGAACAUCUAUGUUCUAAGUGGCCGUGAUGGUUCACAUGUUCGACCUUUCCCCUACCGAACCCAUGGAAGAGUGAUGAGUCAGAUUCUAUUAGUUGAUCUCAAUAAACGAAAUGAGAAAUCCAAGGGGCUAACUCUAGUUACCACUUCCUUUGAUGGCUAUUUGUACCUGAUUGAUGGAGCCACAGGUUGUCCAGAUGUUAUUGACAUUGGCGAGACUUCAUAUAGCAUGGUCUUGGCUGGUAAUGUUGAAGGUGGGGAUGACCUUGAUCUUAUUGUGACAACCAUGAAUGGCAAUGUUUUUUGCUUUUCCACUCCCUCACCGCAUCAUCCUCUUAAGGAAUGGAGGUUGCCAAACCAAGGUAGAAACAAUGUUGCGGUUCGCAAUCACCGUGAAGGUAUAUUUAUUUCCCAUGCAUCCAGAGCAUUCCGGGAUGAAGAAGGUAAACACUUCUGGGUGGAGAUGGAGAUCAUUGACAAAUACAGGGUGCCCUCAGGGUUUCAAGGACCUUAUAAUGUUACAACAACUUUGUUAGUGCCUGGAAAUUACCAAGGAGAGAGGCGUAUUGUGGUAAAUCAGGUCUACGAUCGUCCUGGGAAACAGCGGAUCAAGCUUCCAACAGUCCCUGUCAGAACAACAGGAACAGUACUGGUUGAGAUGGUGGACAAGAAUGGGAUUUACUUCUCCGAUGAGUUUUCCCUUACGUUCCAUAUGCAUUACUAUAAGCUAUUGAAGUGGCUUUUAGUGUUGCCAAUGCUCGGGAUGUUUGGCAUCCUAGUUAUCCUUCGGCCUCAAGAAAGUGCCCCUUUACCAUCCUUUUCAAGGAACAGAGAUUAAUGUUUGCGAGUUGGAACACCUUUCCAAACUUUCUGUAGCAUAGAAUUUAUCAGUUUUCACUAAUUGCCAGCUCGGUUGAAUCAUCAAAUUAGGAAAACUCAAAUGUCGUACUGUAUCAUUUCAUUACUUCUAAGUUUUAUGUUUGUUUCUUGAGAAGGGAAAAAACGUACAGUGACUCCCUGCUAAAGUUACGAGGCUCGGGCAUGCUCAAAUAUUUUUGUAUGGGGAUAGCUAAGUUAUUUUAAAUGCAUGAAUGUUGUAUUCA
Molecule: messenger RNA, 2985 nt
Organism: Zingiber officinale
Lineage: Eukaryota; Viridiplantae; Streptophyta; Magnoliopsida; Zingiberales; Zingiberaceae
Product: protein DEFECTIVE IN EXINE FORMATION 1-like
Exons: 13
Coding region: 225-2720 (831 amino acids)
Molecular function (GO): protein binding
Source: RefSeq, a predicted model, not a curated record